AUGGGCAGCAGUAUAGAGGACCUGAUUUGGGAGCUUGACAACGAUCCACUAUUACGGGACACACCAUCUCCAAACAAUGCUACCAAAAGCACGGCUAACCCAACAAAUGUGGAUGAUUUGGGAUCAUCUUUGCGAAAUAGUCCUACACAUUCAUCUAACAAUCAAUGGAUUGAAUUGGAUAUAUCAUCUCCAAAUAUGGUUAGCAAUUACCCGUCUCAUCCUCCAAGUGACCAUGGUACGGAAUCACAUUUGCCAAAUAGUCCUACAUAUCCACUUGACAGUAUAACGCUGGACGAACUUAUAACAUCCCUUAACGAAAAAAACGACAAAAUUGAAGAACUUACGACAACUGUAGCUAGACUAGAAGAAGAACUCGCACGUAUGAAACAAAUGUUUCACCGAAUAGCAGGAUCGAACAAAACAGCUACUACAAAUAAUCAACAAACAGGUCAACCAAUAUCAACAUCAAAUAAUUCCGACUAUCGCCUCAGCACCGAUGAGACACUUCUAAAUGAUUCAUCCGAAAAUAACAGUCAAAGUAUAGAGAUACCAAUAAAUCAAAAUGGGACUGUCAGUGUGAAUGUAUUGUCUAAAUCAAAUCCGACUACUAAUGUAGAAAAUCAAACUCGAACUAAUUAUCUAACAACGACAGUAGCAAGUAGUUCAAAUGUAUAUGGCCAUUCAUCCGCAAGUCCUGAUGCGAUUGAUGAAAUUAGACGACAAAAAAAUCAAGGAGAAGUUCAACUUGGGCGAUCCUGUCGCGAUAAAAAUCGUAAAACUACAACAGAGUCGUCUGACUUAAAUCGUAGAAAUGAUGAUGUCACACCACCGAUAGCAUCAAGUUCAUGUGUGUUACCAAACGGACAAACGGAAUAUUCACUAGAGUUCAAAAAACAAAAUCUGUCAAAUUCGAAUUCAAUUGUUAAUCAAUUCUUGCCAUUUUCAUGCACGACUAAUGAAACUUCAGCACCAGUUCGUGGAAAUGGACCCAUCAACAUUAGUUUACUUCAUGCACUUCAUCCACUUCAAGCGGAAGACACUAAUAAAACAGACAGAUUUACUCAAUUAAAAGAUUGUCGUAAUAAAACUCCAGUUCUAACCAUACGUAGUGAUGAUCCACUUGAAAAUAUUUCUAUGAAGAUAAAUAUAAUAUCAAGAUCUGGUCAUGGCGAUUUUUAUGGCCUCUAUCAGUUUAAGGAAACUGGUGAUAAAGGUGUAGUUACAAGUGUAGAUACCAUUCAUCGUAAUAUUGGAUCAUGUGAUGAUAAACCAACAAGAAUUAAAUUACCAGGUUUGGAGAUGCAGAAACUACGCGAUUCCGAUUUAGAAUUGGAAAAGGGAAAGAAAAAUGCUUAUAAACUCAAAUCAUAUCCAUCAGGCAAAGAAAUAAACAUACCGAGUAAUGGCCCUCAAAAACUAAUAAAAGAAUAUAAUCUUAAAGACCCAAGACUCUGUAUUCGCUUAUUUCGUAAUAACAUACCAAUACCAGAUCAACCUAUUUUUUUUUCAAAUCCACUUAUAGGUUCAUCUAGGACACAAACUAAAGUUGCUGUGCAUCAUCCUGUUCAUCCUAAUCAAACAAAUACAGUACCUAACAAUCUUAAUCGUGCAUCGCGAAUAAAUAUGAAAGUUUCUGAAGAUCAACAAUAUCGAUUAUCUCAACCUACAACUAACAAUACUUUUCGACAGGUUUCAAACAUCGAAAAUUCAAGUACUAUCGAACAAUCGGCUAUGUUAAACGAACAAAAUCGAUCUGAAAAUAACUGUGGACAAAAGCGAAUGUAUGAAGGUGCAGAAUGUGAUUAUUCUCUUGGAUUACCAAUUAUCAAAGCACCAAGAAUGUCUACGAAUAAUGAUGAAUAA
This is a messenger RNA of Adineta steineri, 1863 nucleotides long. NCBI's taxonomy places the organism in Eukaryota, Metazoa, Rotifera, Eurotatoria, Adinetida, Adinetidae. The record is from the annotation of a GenBank genome assembly.